Python bivittatus (Burmese python) is the source of this 1335-nucleotide messenger RNA. RefSeq names its product early growth response 4 (gene EGR4). Lineage: Eukaryota; Metazoa; Chordata; Lepidosauria; Squamata; Pythonidae. The record is from RefSeq and is a predicted model, not a curated record. Gene Ontology annotation, molecular function: DNA-binding transcription factor activity, RNA polymerase II-specific; RNA polymerase II cis-regulatory region sequence-specific DNA binding. Gene Ontology annotation, biological process: regulation of transcription by RNA polymerase II.
AUGGGAGCUACAAUGAACUCUGAAACGGUGGAUUACUACUUCCUCUCUGGAGAAGCAUCCUCUCCAGUCAGUUACACAGGCAGCCUUUUUAUUAAAACAGAACAAUGCCAAGACCAGGAAUCCCUCUUCAACCUGAUGUCAGGGAUCCUAGGACUUUCUCCCUUCUCUGCUCUGGAAGCCCACCAGAGGCAGUCAGAGGCAAGCUAUACCAUCCCAGAGGCCCUCCAGAACCACCUGGACCUCUACUCCACCUGCCAACCUGAACUGAACAUCUCUGUACAGCCUUCUUUAGCUGAGCAAGGUUAUUCCUCCUUCUCAAGUCCUGACAGCCUCCAGCAGUUCCAAGCUUCCUCUGAAGUGAGGAGCUCUUCCCACUGCCUCUUUCAUGAGAAGCUUUUGGACAGUAAGCAAGACAUUAAGCUGUCCUCCGUCUCUCUGCCUGUGGAGAAGUUCAAAUCUUCCUGUUCCCAUUGGGAGCACCUCAGCCAAUCUCAUAAUUACCUGCCAGCUGAAUGUCCUCCUUCAGAGACCUUCCAUCCCAUCGAGGCAAGCCAAACCAUGUUUUCCCAAGUGGCCUCAAAAACUGAGAAUGUGCUGACUGUAAGCUGCCAGUCAGAACUCAACAAUCUCUCUGAACAUUCAGGGUCUUUUGGACCCCCUUUGGAUUUUGGUUGCAACACUGAAGCAUUCCUGACCCAUGGCCAGAUCCCCAAUGACUUUGUGGAUACAAAGGUCCCUAAACUCUCACCACAGCUCACCCAAGAAUUUGAAGCUUCUUUACCCCAUCCUGAAGUCAUCACAGCCUUGAUGAACCCCAACAGCAUCAAGGUGCCUGGCAACCAUCCCCCAUCAUCAGUCUCAAUGACAGACUUUUUAGCUCAUGUCCCCAGCUCUUCAGGCAACAGUUUAGGACUUAGCAGACCCCCGAGCAGCAUAGCAGGGCCAAAGAAGAAAAGCCGUCGAGGAAAAUGCUCCUCUAAAUGCUUCUGCCCCAAACCCCAUGAGAAGGCAUUUGCCUGCCCAGUAGAAAACUGUGUCAGGAGCUUUGCCAGAUCAGAUGAACUCAACAGGCACCUCCGAAUACACACUGGGCACAAGCCCUUCCAAUGUCGCAUCUGCCUGAGGAACUUUAGUCGCAGUGAUCACCUGACCACUCACAUCCGGACCCACACAGGGGAAAAGCCCUUCUCCUGCGAUGACUGUGGCCGCCGCUUUGCCAGGAGUGAUGAGAAGAAAAGGCACAGCAAGGUCCACUUGAAGCAGAAAGCUAGAGCAGAAGAGAAACUCAAGGGACUUGGGUUUUACACAAUGGGACUUUCCUUUGGGACACUCUAA